AUAAUGUGUUAAGGGGGACUUCACGAGAAUAUUACUGACCCCACAACUAACCUGUCAGGACGACCUGUGGUUUUCUUGGUGAAGUUUACUGCGUUGUACCAAAAUGCUAUCCUGCAUGUUAGCAUCCUGACGCUGUGGGUGCGUUCCAGCUGAGAGAUGACAUAAUUAGAGCCUAAAUGUGAUGACGAGGAAGCCGGCAGCUCAUUUGGAAUAACGCGGGCAAGGAUAGUGGCAUCAGGUUGCGUGUCAGUGAAACACAGCACACAAGUGCUUCUACACAAAAAGAUGGUGUUGUUUUACUGGUGUGCUCGCACUUCCGACGCUGCUCUCAACCACUGGCCGUGACGUCACAGUCUGGAGUAGGUGGUGAAGCGCUUAUAAUUAAAAAGAAAGUCGUGACAAAAAGUAACUCCGGCCAUGGUCUUGGAUUCUGGACAGACCGGUCUGCAGUCCACGUGGCGGACGCAUAAGGAAGAACGGUCCAGCUGCAGCAGUUAAUUGAAAGUGGCGCGACCAUAAACAUGGGGGCCGUCGAUUCCAUCACAUCCUUACACAAACAGGGCCACACCCAGUGCGUCAGAUUGCUGCUGAGCGCCAGUGCACAGCUAAAAAAGACAUGCCGACGUUUGAUAACGUGUACCGAGUGGAUUCUGUGCUCGGCAGUGGGGGGUUCGGUACCGUCUACUCGGGGGUCCGCAUGGCCGACAGCCUGCCGGUGGCAGUGAAACAUGUGUGCAGAGACAGAGUGACAGAGUGGGGCUCUUUAUGUGACGUUGCUGUCCCCCUGGAGAUCAUCUUGUUGAAGAAGGUCGGCGAGGCCUUUGGCGGGGUGGCUCGUCUCCUGGACUGGUGGGAGCGCCCGGACGGCUGGCUCAUAGUGAUGGAGCGCCCCGAGUUGGGCCAGGACCUUUUUGACUACAUCACAGAGCGCGGCGCUCUGGACGAAGUGGCGGCGCGUGGCUUUUUCCGCCAGGUGCUGGAGGCGGUACGCCACUGCUACACGUGCGGUGUGGUCCACCGCGACAUCAAGGACGAGAACCUUCUGGUGGACUUGCGGACUGGACAGAUCAAACUCAUCGACUUUGGCUCGGGGGCUCUGCUCAAAGACGGAAUUUACACUGACUUCGAUGGUACAAGAGUGUACAGUCCACCAGAGUGGAUCCAGCUCCGACGAUACCAUGGCCGCUCGGCUACCGUGUGGUCGCUGGGCGUGCUGCUAUAUGACAUGGUGUGCGGGGACAUCCCAUUCCAGCAGGACGAGGAGAUCCUGAGAGCACAGCUCUGUUUCAAUCGCAGUGUCUCUGCAGAAUGUCGGCAGCUGAUUGGCUGGUGUCUCAGCCUGGAGCCCCAUGACCGUCCAACCCUGGAGCAGAUCUUCCUCCAUCCAUGGGUGACGAUUUGCAGCGGUGAUGAGGAGGAGAGCGCCACACUUCACGCCAUCACAGCAGACCCCUCCCCGUCAUCUCAGGAAUGCAUCUGAUAUGUUGAUGUCAAACAGCUGGGGAGCAUCAGGUGGAUUUUCUCAGGUUCUGCUCAUCCACCUCUGCCUGCUUUUCCAUUUCAUCUCUCUGGAGGUGUGUGGAAUGUUCCUUCAGAGACAAACUUCCGACCCAAAUAAGCUUUGAGCGAACACUGAACAUUUUUUGUCACAAAACAAAUCAAUCAUAUCUGUGAUGACAUACUGUAGUCUUCUUUAUCCAUUUAGCUUUUUCUGUUGACCAGAGCCGUCCAAAAAUGUUGAAGCUGACAAAUGCUGUAGUGAUUGUCAUUCACUUUAUUUCACUACAGUCUUUUUGUAGCUUUUUUUUGUCGUCUGUUCCUCACGCACAGCCAAUGCAAUGAUACAGUUUUGUAAUGAGUAUAUAUUCUAUUUGCUUUUUAUGUGUGCGUACUUUGUACAAUUGGUUUUUUUUUAAUUUUAUUUAUAGAGAGAACAUUCCUCACUAUUUAUAUUGCUUUCACUUUUCUGAAAGACUGGUUUUGAUAAUUUUUUGUUUUAGCCUUGCUGAGCUGCAUGGUUUUUUGUUUGUUAGGUCUGAUUUUUG
Messenger RNA from Dunckerocampus dactyliophorus (ringed pipefish), 2045 nucleotides. Its product is annotated as serine/threonine-protein kinase pim-3-like. Gene Ontology annotation, cellular component: cytoplasm. The record is from RefSeq and is a predicted model, not a curated record. Bases 617 to 1480 code for a protein of 287 amino acids. Gene Ontology annotation, molecular function: ATP binding; protein serine/threonine kinase activity. Gene Ontology annotation, biological process: protein autophosphorylation; regulation of mitotic cell cycle; negative regulation of apoptotic process. NCBI's taxonomy places the organism in Eukaryota, Metazoa, Chordata, Actinopteri, Syngnathiformes, Syngnathidae. The transcript has 7 exons.